Messenger RNA from Pristis pectinata (smalltooth sawfish), 6514 nucleotides. It is a transcript of the gene wdr90, whose product is annotated as WD repeat domain 90. Gene Ontology annotation, molecular function: protein binding. Gene Ontology annotation, cellular component: centriole. Lineage: Eukaryota; Metazoa; Chordata; Chondrichthyes; Rhinopristiformes; Pristidae. The record is from RefSeq and is a predicted model, not a curated record.
CGCGGCAGCAGGAGCGGGAUUGGUUGGCGUCGCCGUAACCAGGGGAUUUGGUGGGGUGAUGGACCGGUCCGGGGGCUGCAGGGAGAGGCACGAUGAUAUCUUCUGUGAAAAUUUUGUCUGGAAUUAAAUUUGAUGACCACAUUUAGUAAGAUUGAUCUUCAAGGACCAAAGGACUAAGAGUAUUUAUCGUUUGGUACUUUGACCAAUAUGGACAAACCAAAAUUAGAAUCUGUGUGGCAGCGUCCAUAUGUGAAUAUCUUCAAACAUUUCAAAUUGGAAGAAUGGAAGAAGUCAACAAAAGAAGGAGAUAUUACAGCUGUUAUGGAUAAAACUCUGAAGUGCACAGUUUAUCGCAUCCGAGGUUCGAUCCCUGCGGGUAACUAUAUUCAGUUACCAAAAACUACUACUCAAUCCCUUGGACUAGUUGGCCGCUACCUGUAUGUCCUCUUCAAACCAAUUGUAUCCAAAUACUUUGUGGUUCAUUUUGAUGCCGUCACUGAGGAUAGUCAAGUCGUUCGGAUUUCAUUCUCCAACCUGUUUAAAGAGUUCAAGUCCACGGCCACAUGGCUCCAGUUUCCUUUUGUUUGUGGUGCUGUGAAAGGCUCCGUGUACAAUACCACUGCAAAAAGUGCAAAGCAAGAUCUAGUGGGCAUUGCCCCUGUUGGUGUGAAAUGGACGUGUCUGAUGAUGGAUCUUCAUUAUAUUUUGUCAUUUUAUUUAAAUAGACACUACAGCCACCUGAAAAGCAUUAAACUUUGCUCUAAUAUGUUUGUUAAGAACAUCUUCACCAGUGACUUGUUAUUUGAGCCAAGUGUGACAGUUCAUAAAGCUAAGCAGACAGGACUAGUGCUGCAUGAUGUUUCCCCAAUGCCCCGAGAAAUGGCUUUCCUUGUGCCUAGAGGAGAAAACUGGCAUGAUAUCUAUGAUUAUAUCAGGUUUCCUUCAGAUGGAGUUAAGAUGCCAUAUGACUCAAUUCAGAAGGGACAAACAAGCCCACAUAAAACAGGUCAUUCAACAUAUUGCACUCCAAUUAGAAUGAAUUCACACACAGUGAGUGUCAGUAAGGCUGUCAAAGACAGGGUUUCCCUCAUCCAACAAAUUACCAGCCCAGAAGCGGAACUGUGUAGGUAUCGGAGAUCGCCUCGGAUCGUUAAGAGCAUCCCAGAAAUACAUUUGGAUACCACUUUGUCACCCAAUCAUGGUCUGGGUAGCAGAGAAUGGGAGAAUGAUGACACAACAAAAAAUACUGAAUGUAUGAAAGUGAUUCCAGCGGAUGAUGGUGGAAUUCAUGUUUUUGCGGAUCAAAGUGGUGGAGCUGUAAUCCACAGAGCCAGAGGUGAUGCUGAGGUUGUACGUACUAAGAUUUCUACGCCCACCAGACUUCCUGGUGAAAAAUUCAAAAACCGUAAGGGAUUACAGCCAGACCCUAUACUAAAGCUAAAGAAGAUUAUUGGGUAUGGAGGGUACACAGUGAAAUGUGCUGCAUGGACUAAAUCUGGCUCAGCUGUGGCCUAUCCCUGUCAUGCCAUUGUCGUGGUGAUGGAAAUUGAUACUGGACAGCAGAGAUUUUUCAUUGGACACACAGAUAAGGUAUCUGCUUUGUCCUUUAAUGGCAGCACAACACUACUCGCAUCUGCACAAACUGGAAAUGUAAGUCUGAUCAGAGUUUGGAAUUUCAACCAAGGGAACUGCCUGGCAAUGUUUAAAACACAUGUGCAUUCAGUAUCAUCCCUCAGUUUUUCAUUCAAUGGGGGAGUACUCUGUGGUGUAGGAAAAGAUGGUCAUGGUAAAACAAUGGUCGUGGUAUGGAACACAUCAAAGGUAAAUCAGGAUGGUGAAGUGGUAGUAAUGGCAAAAGCUCACACUGAAGUUGAUAUUCAGGUGAUGAAAAUAGCUACUUUUGAUGAUACUAGGAUGGUGUCAUGCGGAAGAGAUAAUAUUCGUCUGUGGCGAGUUCGAAGUGGGGCACUGCGGUCUUGCCCAGUAAACCUGGGUGAAUAUCAUUGUUUGGCAUUUACAGAUGUAGCAUUUGAAGAGGGGCACCUGGCUGAUAAAGACCCUGCAGACAGAACACUCUUUGCAUGCAGUAAAAGUGGACACAUCAUUGAAAUCGAUUAUAAAAAUGUUGUUAUUAAGAAAGCACGUCGCUUGUUUCCCUCACAGCAAAACCACUCGCACCAGCCGGAAACAGUGACGUUGAAUACAGGUACUGGGAUUGCCAUCAAUAGCAUCAGUGUUUCUGCUGCUUUCUGUGCCACAGGAUCUGAUGAUGGUUACUUGCGUCUUUGGCCCUUAGAUUUCUCCACUGUCUUUCUUGAAGCAGAACAUGAAGGUAGUGUCAGCUUUGUAAGCAUUGACUCCAAUGGGCUGAAAGUGCUGGCUGCAACUACUACAGGUAAUCUUGGAUAUCUGGAUAUACCCAGCAGAGGCUACACUACACUAAUGAGAUCACAUAUGAAUAAAAUUCUGGCUUUCUCAGUGGAUGGUAUAAGGAGACAUCUUGUUACUGUAUCUGAAGACUGCACUAUCCGAGUAUGGGACUUAGAUUCUAUGCAACAGUUAUAUGACUUCGUGAGUGCUGAAGAGACUCCAUGUGCUGUUACUUUUCAUCCGUUGCAGCAAGUUUUUGCUUGUGGAUUCAGCAGUGGAGUGAUUCGAAUUUUUAAUGUGGGAAAUUCUAGUCUCCUGGCUGAACAGCGGCAUAGAGGACAAGUGAUUGGACUUACAUUUUCUCCCAAUGGGGAGUAUAUGUACAGCGCUGGUUCUCUGGGUUCAUUAGCUCUGUACGAUGCUACUAAGGAGGAUCAUCAUGUUAUUAGGAUCCUGGGUAAUGUUGUGGCAAGAGGCAGUUACUAUGGUCCAGAUGCAUUAACAGUGAGCAGUGAUAGCUGUUAUUUGGCUUUUGUGGGCCCAUCUGAAUAUAUUGUCACUGUAAUGGAUGCUCACUCACUAGAUGAGUUAAUGCUUGUCGAUGUCAGUAUUCUGGACCUGGAGACAACCACCCUUGACACAGCUAUUAAAGUGUGCUAUCCUCCUGCUACAGUCAAACAGCUUCUCGUGACUACAUCCUCUAAGAUACUAUGGUUGAAUGCAAAAAGUGGAAGAUUGAUUCGAGAGGUACAUUUUCAUAGCAUAUCAUAUAAAACAAUCCCCUCAUCUUUAGCUGUGAGUGAGGAUGUUCGGUAUCUACUGACGACUGGGGAGAAGGUCAUUAAAAUCUGGGAUUAUCAUAUGAAACUGGAAAUUAAUUUCCAGAUGUUCAUUGGGCAUUCUGAAUCAAUUCAACAAGCUGCUUUUACUCCAGAUCAGUUAAGUGUAAUUAGUGUUGGAGAUGCAAUAUUUAUCUGGGAUUUCCUUGCUGCUGCUCUGGAUCAAGAGGCAAAUCUUCCCUCAAAUCAACUAAAUGAGCGUCAGAGUCUCGAAGCUCCUUUAAUUGCAGACAGCAGUGAACAACCUCGGCAAUUUGUACCAGUCCCCAGCUCUUCUCCACCACACAUCCAAGUUCUGAUGGCAAUUUUCCCUUCACCGCCAUUUUCCCCGCGUCAAGGGUUUUUAUCUUAUCGUGAGAAUAAAGAUGACCGCAGACAGAGAGAUGAAUCGAUCACAGUUGGAAGAAGUGGGGCCUCACUCCUGCAAGUUCAUGAAGACAUGCAUUGUGGAGAGCAUAGUGUCUUCUUUCUUGAGACCUGUUUCAUGUCAGGAGGACCAGGAAGAUUUGAAGAACCAGGCCUGAAUCAUACAAACAUUUGCUGCUCGAUUCAAAAACCCUCUUCUGUCUGUCAGGAUGCAGUCGUCCCUGAAGGGAAGGAGGAUCUGAAACUAAAAGUUGUAAUUGGAUACAAUGGAAAUGGAAGAGGAAAUAUGGUCUGGAAUCCUGAUACAGGUCUUUUUGCAUAUUCUUGUGGCUGUUUGGUGGUGAUUGAGGACCUGCAUUCUGGAUCUCAAAGACAUUUAACAGGCCACACAGAAGAAAUCUCCACUCUUGCAGUCAGCCAUGAUACACAGGACCUUGCUUCAGCUUCGGGGAGCAAGACAAAUCCUGGCUGUUGCAUCGUUAUUUGGGAUGUAAUGAGUGGCAGUUGUAAGAAGGUACUUUCCCAUCAUAUAACAGAAGUGCAAGCUAUGGCUUAUUCCAGAGACGACAGACUCUUGAUGUCUGCUGGAGAUUACAGGGACCUCACAAUUGCUUUAUGGAAUACCAGGAAUUAUGAGCUUGUGGCAACUACAAGAAUAUCUGAUCCUGUCCAUGAUUUAGCAUUUGACCCAACUGCCUUCAAUGAGUUUGCCUGUGUUGGGGUAGGAGCUGUGCAUUUCUGGUUGGUAGAACAGGAUGGUAAUGAAGUACAACUAAAGGUUCACAGGGUCUCAAUCCCAGAAGAAGUGAAUGCUGAAGAGCUUACCGCACUAUGCUAUAACAGUGAUUCAGUUCUUUACACUGCUACCAACACAGGGAAGAUCUGUGCAUGGGACACACAGCACAACAGAUGUUUCAUGACUUGGGAUGCAGAUGAAGGAGAGAUUGGAACUCUGCAAUGUCGAGGUUAUCGCUUGAUGAGUGGCAGUAACACAAAGAAGAUCCGACUGUGGGCAGUCGCUGCAGUGCAGGAAAUGAGACUUGAGGGAACGGGAGCAAGAUCAAAUUCGGUGCUUCUGGAGCAUGAAAUGAUUCUGGAUGGCACUGUAGUUAGUGCAGUCUUUGAUGAUAUCAUGGACAUGGGAAUUGUGGGAACCACAGCAGGAACAUUGUGGUAUAUAAAUUGGGCUGAAAGUACCAGCAUCCGUCUGAUCAGUGGUCACAGAAACAAGGUUAACCAGGUGAUUUUUAGUCCAGACGAAAGUCACUUUGCCACAUGUGCAGAGGAUGGCAGCUUACGAGUGUGGGUCAUGCACAGCACUGAGUUGGUUGUUCAGUUUCAUGUUCUCAAUCAGAACUGCUUGUGUAUGGCUUGGAGCCCCAUAAUAAAUUCAAAGAAAUGUGCUGACAAACAGCAAAUAGCUGCAGGGUACAGCGAUGGUACGAUACGUCUCUUUGGAGUCUUGAAAACUGAGAUGGAAUUGAAGAUUCACCCUCACCCAGUGGCAGUCAGUGCUAUUCAAUACUCUAUGGAUGGUGAGGUCAUUAUUUCAGGAGGUAAAGAUGGCUUGAUGGCUGUGAGCAGUCCUCGUACAGGAAUUACCAUCCGUAUUAUCAGUGAUCAUAAAGGUUCUCCAAUUGCAACAAUCGAAUGUACACAGAAAAAAUAUGAUGAAUUUGAUCUUGAAGGAAGUGAAAUGUGGUUGGCUGUCAGUUCUGAUCGACGUGUUAGUAUUUGGGCUGCUGACUGGCAUAAAGACCAGUGUGAACUCAUUGACUGGUUAACAUUCCCAGCACCUAUUGAACCUCAGGUAUGUGACAAGAAUAGUCUCCCACCUAGUCUGGCUGCCUUCGCGCCUAAUCGGAGUGGCAUUGUAGCGUACGUGGGAUUUGGAGUGAAGCCGGAGAUUAUUUUGUACAGCCUCUAUCAAAAACAGACAAUUAAAGAGAUAGCUUUGUCUCACUGGGCUACAAGUUUGAGCCUCUCUCCAGCAGGACAACUUAUUGCUGUUGGGACCACUGAGAGACUAAUGAAGAUAAUUCAUUAUCCAAAUGGAAAAUGCCAAGGUUUCACUGGGCAUAAUGAUACUGUUCACUUCAGUCGAUUUACACCAUCUGGGAAAUUCCUCCUAUCCGUUGCAUACAAUGAGGUGUUGGUCUGGGAGGUUCAAAAAUCACCUGGCGAUCUCAACAAUGUACAAUAUCUCUAAGGCUGCAUAACAAACACAAAGGUCAUAUUAGCUGUAUUACUGUUUUCAUGAAUGUAGAUGCUUUUUAUAAAGCUCUGUGGGAUCAUAUUUAUUUCGUGUUGUACGGCUCAAUUCUGACACAAUCAUACUUCCCAAAAUUACUUUGUAAAAGGCAUCUAUCAUAAGAGAAAAAUUGUAAAUAUUGAUAUUAAUGUUUAAUCAUUAAAUAAUGUAGUUGGUGCAUUGCACACAUUGUGGAGCUUUUAUAAAUAGUUGCACUAAGAUGUUUUUAAAUCUGGCCAGGGUUUUGUUGCAGGAUUCUGUUUGUGAAGAUAACUGAUCAUUUAAUAUUUCUAUUAUUCAAGUGAUUUUCUACUACAUGAAUAAAUUUUUUUUUACUGGUAUCCAAGUUGAAUGCUGGUUAUGGAUUUUAUGAAAUAUGUUUCUGCUUGUUAUUGUAUUACUUCAUAAAACAUUUGUUGUUUUUACACUUCUGUGCUGAAAUAUUACCUAGUCUACAGCACUGAACAUUUAUUCCUAGUAUUAGGAGUUGGAGCAUGAAGAUGCUUGAUUCAGUUUGUCUAAGAACUGUUGUGGCCUACGGAUCCUUUUAGUGACUACUGGUUUUAUCACUCCUCAGUACCAAAGAAGAAUGUGUACUGCACACUCUUCUUGGGGAAAGUAGUGGGCUCUACUGUUUCAGAAUGGAACACUGGCCACUUAUUUUAAGACUGCUCAAUAAGUGACUACU